Molecule: messenger RNA, 1804 nt
Organism: Metschnikowia bicuspidata var. bicuspidata NRRL YB-4993
Lineage: Eukaryota; Fungi; Ascomycota; Pichiomycetes; Serinales; Metschnikowiaceae
Gene: SRP54
Product: RNA-binding signal recognition particle subunit
Exons: 1
Coding region: 31-1698 (555 amino acids)
Biological process (GO): SRP-dependent cotranslational protein targeting to membrane; SRP-dependent cotranslational protein targeting to membrane, translocation
Cellular component (GO): signal recognition particle, endoplasmic reticulum targeting; cytosol
Molecular function (GO): 7S RNA binding; GTP binding; endoplasmic reticulum signal sequence receptor activity
Source: RefSeq, a predicted model, not a curated record
AGCGAUUCUAUUAAAGCUCAAGAUUAAAAAAUGGUAUUAGCCGAUUUGGGAUCAAGAUUGCGCGAUGCGCUUGGCUCCGUAGAAUCCGCAUCUGAGACUGAGAUCCAGUCUAUGAUCAAGGAUCUUUGCUCUGCAUUGCUAGAAAGCGAUGUAAAUGUUCGAUUGGUGGCGAAGUUGCGUGAUAAUAUCAGGGCUAAAAUUGCCACGGAAUUUAAGAGCGAAGCUGAAUCUGCUUCAAACAAGCGAAAGAAGUUACAGAAGAUUGUUUUUGACGAAUUAUGCGGUCUAGUCGAUUCUCACGAGGAACCGCCUAAGCCUAAAAAGUUGAGUCAACCUCAUAAAUCUGUCGGCAAAGGCGGAAGAAGAACAAAAAAGAGUGAUGCAAAUUCUCACAUCAUAAUGUUUGUUGGAUUACAAGGCGCUGGAAAGACAACUUCAUGCACAAAGUUGGCAGUAUACUACAAAAAAAGAGGAUUUAAGGUGGGACUAGUGUGCGCGGACACUUUCAGAGCCGGUGCGUUUGAUCAAUUAAAACAAAAUGCAAUUAAAUCGUCCAUUCCAUUCUAUGGAUCAUACUUGGAGACUGAUCCCGUCAAAGUUGCGUUUGAUGGUGUGAAAAAGUUUCGCGAGGAAAAGUUUGAUAUUAUCGUGGUUGACACGUCUGGACGUCACAAGCAAGAGCAAUCUUUGUUCAAUGAAAUGGUUCAGAUCAGUGAAGCUGUGAAACCUACUCAAACCAUUAUGGUAAUGGAUGCAUCUAUUGGUCAAGCAGCUGAAGGCCAGGCUAAAGCUUUCAAGGAAAGUUCGAAUUUUGGUUCCAUCAUAUUAACAAAAAUGGAUGGACACGCUAAAGGUGGUGGUGCUAUAUCAGCAGUUGCAACAACAAAAACCCCAAUAGUUUUCAUUGGUACAGGUGAGCAUGUUGGAGAUUUUGAGGUAUUCAAACCAUCAACAUUCAUAUCAAAAUUGUUGGGAAUCGGUGAUAUACAGUCGUUGAUUGAACAUGUUCUGCUGUUAAAUCUUCAAGAUGACGAAAUGCACCAGAAAACUAUUGAGAAUUUCAAAGAGGGAAAAUUCACGUUGAGAGAUUUUCAGACUCAAAUGAACAACUUUUUGAAAAUGGGACCAUUGACAAACAUCGCCUCCAUGAUACCAGGAAUGUCUAACAUUAUGAACCAAGUUGGCGAGGAAGAAACGAGCAAGAAAAUUAAGAACAUGAUCUUUAUUAUGGAUUCUAUGACUGCCAAGGAAUUGGACAGUGACGGAAGGGUGUUCACCAAUGAACCAGAGAGAAUUUUAAGGGUUGCGAGGGGCUCUGGGUGCGCUGCAGUUGAAGUAGAAAUGGUAUUACAGCAGCAAAGAAUGAUGGCAUCUAUGGCAGGAGCUGCUAAAAAUAUGGGCUCUUCCGGGCAGUCUGCGGGACUUGGGGGUGGGGGUGGUACUGCUAAUAUGCAACGGAUGAUGCAACAGGCCCAAUCAAACCCAAACUUCAUGCAGCAAGCAAUGAGUAUGUUUGGAGGCGGAGGCGGAGCUGGAAAUGAUGUGCAAUCCAUGAUGGGUAAUCCACAAAUGAUGCAGCAAGCGCAACAGAUGAUGAGGCAAAAUCCUAACUUGAUGCAGCAGGCCCAACAAAUGAUGCAAAACCCCGGAAUGAUGCAAAAGAUGAUGCAACAAUUUGGCGGAAUGGGAGGGAUCUAAAACAAGUAUGUAUUCAGUUCAUUAGCCUAGAUUUGGAUAUCGAUUUUAUUCGCUUCUUAUCAUUACUUCAUAUCCUGUUAUCUAAUUGAAAGGAAGCAAUAAGAUU